ACGUGAUUCUCUACUUUCGUUUCCGCUAUUAAACAUAAAACUUGUAUUGAACGUUGGAACGUUUUGUUUCUUUAUUUCAAUUUAAAUAUGUGAUGUAGAAACUAUGUAGAUUAAUGAUGGCUUCAAGUGAAGUAUUCAGUCAAUGUGUAUUAAUUAUCGGUUUACCCGAUACGUUUAGAAUAAAUGAUGUAUCCAAGACGCUACAGAGACAUUUGAAAGAAGGCCAGGCAAUAGUUGAUACCGAUUGUGAGCUCGGGACCCCGGGGACACCAAGCAAAUGGGUCAUUCAACUCAAUUCACGGGAAGCGGCUCAAAAGUUAUACAAUGAGGUGAUUCAAGAAGAGGUCUAUUUGAGUGCAGAUAAAUGCUUGCAGAUAAAAUACGAAAUGGCACAACCAUCUCAGAUUCCAGGAGAAUGGAAACAACAGGAAAUGUUGUAUCCAAAACUUCCAGAAAAUGUACCAGGGACACAUCCAAUGGCUAUGUUUCCACCUAACAACAAUUUUCCAAUGUACAAUUCCUCUGGAAAUGGAAUGUUUCAAAAUCAUGGACAAGCAUUUCAUCCUAAUACUAACGUCCCUUUUGGCUUUAGACCUCCAGUAGGGACAUCAACACAAAGACCAGUCUCGCCGAUUCCAGAUCAAACAGCGCAACAUUAUGACAACACAAAUAUAAGGGGUCGAUUUCCACCGCCAAUAAAUCAAACAUAUCACGAUAAAUUGCCUACGCCUUCAGCGCCACCGAAUGUUCAGGGUAAUCCACAGUAUCGAUUUCCAACACCGUCAUCAUAUCAAGGCGAAGCAAUUCCUGUAACCCAGUUUUCACAUCAAAAUCAAACAAAGUUGGAAGGUCACAUUUUAUCAUCAGUGCCAUAUCAAGGUCAGAUGAAUCAAUUUUGUCCGAUGGCACCUAUUCAAAGUCAAGCAGGUCAAUCUAAUCCUUUCUCACCGGUUGCAUCAUUUAAAGGUCAUACAGGAUCAUAUCCUGUUUAUCAGUAUCCUCCAACACCACCGUUACCAAGUCAAUUCAACCAGAACACUUAUGCAGGGAACCAGUACGGGAACAUGCUAGGUUCGGGACAAGGGCCUGGAUAUCCUGUUUAUCCGUCACCAGCAAUACAGUAUCCUCAAAUACCUGUAAAUGUAAACCAGCCGCCUCAUUGGAUUGCUACAAACUAUGGCCAGGGCUAUGGACCUAAUCAAUAUCCAAGUCACAUUCCUGUGCAAGUACCAAGACAAAAUAUACCAUUAAUGCAGGGGGGAAAUCAGCAUGCAAUGUAUGAACAACAAAUGCUUAAUGAAGGGCAUAAAACUAUUGAAGGUAACACCAUACAAGAAUAUGAUAGCCACGAGGCCAUUAAAGAUCACCAAAUGCAUGGAGAAGAUUGGAGACAUUUGCAAAGUUCAAGAGACCAAGAAACAAAGCAUCAGGGAACAAAGCAGAGCAGUGAAGCAUCUUUUCAAGAGACUGAAGAACAUAGCUCUGAAUCGGAAACUGAAGAAGAUGUCCAGACUUCAAUCAGGGUUGAUGGUGUAAGCGAAAUUUCCUCAAAGGAAAACUUAGAGAUGUAUUUUGAGAACCAGCGGCGUUCGGGCGGCGGUGAUAUUGAACGUGUUUGGUUUGAUUGUCUUGACGAUGAUGUGAUGUUCAUUCAGUUUACAGAAGCAUCAGUUGCAAAGGCAGUUUUAGCACGCAAACACACAUUUGAAAAUCGGAAGCUUAACGUGUCAGGAUGUGCACCAAUUACUUAUUACAACGACAGAGUGCUCAUCGAGGACAUAAAGCAGACGACAACACAGGAAUGUCUUAGUAAUUUCCUUGAAGUUAAGGCAGACUGUAUUGCUAUUGACAUGACAUUUAGUCAUAAUGAAAAUGCUGGUAAAGUGCUUGUUACUAUGGAUACAAAUAUAGAUAUGAAAAAAAUGGAGACAGCGUUUUCGAAGUACAAACUUGAAGGAGCUACCCUUAAAGUAUCAAGAGUUCCUGUGUCAAACUGCUUGCUAGUAACAUCACUUACGCCAGAUAUACACGAAGAUACAAUUGAGUUUUACUUCGAAAACAGUAGGAAAAGUGGUGGAGGACCUGUUGAAAGGGUCAAACUAAGUGCAGAUAAAACUGCAUGUUUAGUUUACUUUGAGAAUUUUCGAGAUAUAGAUAAUGUCAUCAAAAAGAAGCACACACUUAACAAUGUUCCUUUGACGGUUGAACAUUUCCAGCCAUGUUUUGGACUACCAAAAUGUUUUGCAAAGAAAAAGAAGAUGGAAAUGCCAAGCGACAUAACACUGGAAAAUGUUAAUUCACAUAAAAUAUCAUUAUUGAGGAGCUCUGAAAGAGUGCGUCAUGAUUUUCAAGAAAAGUUGAGUGUAUAUAAUGCUUCCAUUAAUAUACCCUCUGACAUUGAUGGAAUAACGAUCAGCUACAAAGGCGAAAAUCCUAGCCAAGAUGAGUUUGAAUUAGUUGAAAACUGGGAACAAAAUGUGACAGCAAUUUGUACAAAAUUCAUCAAUGAAAUUAUGGUAAAUGAGACAAAUAUUCAAAGUUAUAAAUGGGAAAAAGCAAUGCAGAGCUUACAAAGUAUCAGUAUUGAAAAUUCAGAUUCGGUUAUUGUGAAAGUGGACAGAAAUGCAAAACUAAUAACUGUAAUAGGUUACAGAAACAUAGUAUGUCCUUUAAUCAAGAAAAUAGAGGCAAUUAAUGAUGAACAAAGUGCAAUACCUGAUGUGAAUGAGAAAGUUUCCAAAGAAACGAUUACUUCCGUCAAGCCAAUAGAAUGCAGAAUGUUAGACUCCGUCGGCUUCAGUCGAGAUGUGACUGAAAGGUAUUCAAGUUUGAAAGUCUCGUUUGAAGACAAUUACAAGGGAAUUACGUUUGAAGGAAAUGCUGGUGAUAUAAAUGCAGCUAAAGUGAAAAUGUAUGAAGCCAAAAAUAGAUUUGGUACAUCAAGUGUAAAAAUUUCAGACUCUCUUUGCCUGCAAUUAUACAAUUCAAAACAAACUAAAGAAUACAUUUCAAAAAUUCUUAAGAACCGUCAGUUGAAUUGUCUCUUUGAAGUCACUGGUGACACUGUUGAUAUUUAUUCAGAAGAUAAAAGCAAGAUAGAAAAAUGUGUUGCUGUCGUUCGAAGAGCUGUUGACUGUCACAGUGUUCACAUAAGCAGAGAGGCUAAAGGAUACUUUGGAACCAGAAUGUGCAACCAGAAAUUAGAGAGUCUUCAAGAAAUCAACGAGGGGAAGGUGCUGAUUGAACUUAAUACAGAUGAAAUCUGUGUAGAAGUUUGUGCUUUAGAAAACAUUCUUGAAGAUAUUGUCGAUGAAAUUAAGGAAGACUUUAGCAAAAAUGCGUUACUUCAGAAAAAAGUUAACUGUUCAAUCAAUGAAGCUACUUUUAUUGAAAAAUAUAAGAAGGCUAACUUGACUGAAAUUGAGCAGGCACUGGUUAAAUACAGAGUAAAGUUAGAGUCCAAACAAAGUGGAAUUUUAGUUCAAGGUCCUGUAGAAGGUACAUCAAAGGCUGUUGAACAAGUGCUUAGGAUUUUAAGAUCUAUCAAGAAAAAAGAUCACACCUUCAAAAAGACUAGUUUUGCAUUAGCUAUAACAUCAGAAAAGGGAAGAGAACAAUUGAAUACGAUUGAGAGAGAUUUGUCUUGUUUAAUAGCCACAAAGGAGAGUUCUGAUGACAAACCAGCUAAUCCAAACAGUCCUGGUUCGCACUUACAUGCUACUUGCAAAUUGCAUGACAAACUAGAAAUUCAAACCAUGAGAUGUGAUAUCACUGAAGUUGGAGUGGCGAUGAUUGUGAACAGCACAGAUGAGGAAAUAACCAUGCAUCAUGGCUUAGGGAAGUUAUUGGCCUUUAAAGGGGGCAGAGAAGUAAAGGAUGCGUGCAAAGAUUUCAUCGCUAAAAAUGGCAAACUUAGAGAAUGUCAAGUUUAUGUCAGUCCUGCGGGUAACCUUAAUGCUGAUUACAUUUUGCAUCUAUCUGUUCCAAAGUUUCGGCAAGGGCAUGAAGCAGACAACAAACUAUCCACUGCAAUUUUAAACUGUUUAUGCCAAGCAGAUGAAUAUAAAUCUGAUUCUAUCGCAAUUCCUGCUGUUGGCUGUGGCGCUGCCAGAUAUCCUGCUGGGAAAGCAACUGAUAUUAUUGUUGAGGCAAUAGAAAAGUUUUACUCCAGUAAGCAUCGUAGAUCAGUUACCAAAAUAAUAUUGUGUGAUAUGAAAGCUGAUAAUGUUGAAGAAUUUACAAGAGCGUUAACAGAUCAAUUCGGCAAGAGAAAGGUUCAAUUGAUUAAACAAGAUGAGAAGGGACCUGAGCGGGAUCCCUCAGCAAGGAAACAUGGUACGAAAAAUAAAGAACACACCAGACGGAGAAAUGCAUCAGAGAAUGUAGAUAAAGUUUCACUAGGCAGUAUAACUGUAUCCGUUGUGAAAGGUUCAGUUGCAAAGCAAAAAUGUGACGCCAUAGUAAACAUUGUUGACAAAGCUCUAGAUCUAAAACGGGGCACGAUAUCUGCGACUUUAUUGAAUAAUGGCGGUGCCGAGUUACAACAAGAACUUCAGACAAAACAUCCAAAUGGGUUAGAGUAUGGUCAAAUUGCUGUAACAUCUGGAAAUAAGUUGUCAUGCAAGUUUGUUAUUCAUGCUCGCCUAGGACCAUGGAGUGGAGCAGACAAGGACUCCAGUAAAGAAUCAUUACAAACCUUCCUAAACUUGUGUUUACGUGAAGCUGACCAACAAAAAGUGGGCUGCGUUGUAUUUCCGGCAAUUGGUACUGGUAAACUUGGCUAUCCAAAAGAGAUUGCAGCAAAAGAGAUGUUUACAGCUAUUGCUCAAUUUAGUAAGGACAAUCAGCAGUCAACAAUAAAAGAGAUUCGUAUUGUUAUAUACCAGGAUGAUACUCCCACACUUGAGGCUUUUGAAAAUGAAAGUUCAUUUUGGGAAACUGGUGAGCGGCACAAUCCUCGUGAUUUAAGAUCUGUUUACUUAGAUGCUGAAACUGACAGACAUAGAGGGGAAAGAAAAGGCUCGGAAACAAAUCAGAUGGGAACAUUAGGAAUUACUGUUAAGCUUGGCAACAUAUUAGAUGAAUAUGUAGACUGUAUUGUUAUAAGUGUCCUCAAAUCGUUGGAUUUAGAGAAAGGAGCUGUGUCGAAAGAAAUGUACAAGCGGUGUGGCGAUGAAGUUAAAACAGAACUAGAAAAGAAAAAGGACUGGCUCCGUAAGAGCGACCUCGUUACAACGUCAGCUCCUAACCUAAAAUGCAAAGGUUUGAUUCAUGUCGCAACACAAGACAAAACAGAUGGCUGGCAACAUGUUGUUGAAAAGGCAUUGAAGAAAGCAGAAGAAAAACAAUGGAGGAGUAUUGCAUUUCCUGCUCUUGGAACAAGCUAUCGUAUUAAGCCAGAAUGUAUUGCUGAGUGUAUGGUAGCAGCGUUCAAAUGUUUUGAAAAGACGAAACCCCGAUAUGUGUGUGACAUCAGACUGGUCAUAUAUCAACGUGACAUGUUACACAUAUUCCAUGAUGCUGUUUUCUCUGUACAGUCAAAGUUUCAAGGGAAAGAUGUUCAGAGGAUAAAGCGUUCUUCUGAUCCUGACUCAAUUACAUUUACAAUACUUGCAUCGGAAAAUAGGGUCAUUGAAAGAGCUGUCUCAAAAAUCGAAGAGUGCUAUGACCAGACAGAUUUCCGUGACGAUAUUAUUAAAACGUUCUCUAAAUAUCAUAAAGAUGAUCUCAAGGACUUAGAAAGACAGGAAGGUGUGACCAUAAGCUUAGACAAGGAUAAAGGAAGGAUACAUAUUUGUGGACUGAAAGAUAAUGUCACUAAAGCAUCCGAAAAAGUACAUAGUUUUAUGAGAAAUGCUCUGAAAUUUGAGAAGAAUAAAACCUCAGCUGAUAUGAUGAGUAACUUGGUGCAGUGGUUUUACACAGACGCUGGCUCGGGACAACUUGUCCCUUACGAUAAGCCAAUCAAUUUCAAAAUAGAAAAGGCUUACAAAGCAGACGACACAUUUGUCUCAUACAUCGUUUCGAAGCAAGAAAUGUUCACGAUAGAUUUAAAGCAGAUGAUUGCCUAUCCAGUUGAAAAACCACAGGACAGCAUCAAAGUUCAAAGAAAAGAUUUAAUGAAAGCUGGUUCUGCAAAUAUCCCAUCUACAUGGGCACCAAUGACAAGCAAUUCCUGUCUCGUGGCACUGGCAAAUACGGAUCCAGAAUUCAUUGCCACCAAAAAUACAUUUUUAAGUUCAAUUGGCAAUGCAACAGUCGUUAAGAUUGAGAGAGUACAGAAUAAAAUGUUGUGGCAGCAAUACCAAGCAAAGAAACAACAAAUGAAUCUAGCGAAUCCACCAAACACGAAAAAUGAGUCAUUACUCUGGCAUGGAUCAUCGUCAGUAGGGAUUGACAAUAUUUUAGUCCAUGGAUUUGACAGAAGUUACUCAAAUAUGGGUUGUUCAAUCGGCGUGGGUGUUUAUUUUUCACCAAUGGCAACUGUUUCACAUGGAUUUGCCCGGGCUGAUGCUAACGGAGUUAAAAGAAUGUUUCACUGCCGUGUACUUACAGGAGAAUAUACCCAAGGUCAAUCAACUAUUAGAUACCCUCCGCCAAAACCAUCUGGUGGACCACAGGCAAAGUAUGACAGCGUUGUAAAUACCCUAAACGCCCCAUCAGAAUUCGUUAUUUUCAACGACACUCAAGCAUAUCCAGAAUAUCUCAUCUCUUUUCUGUAAUUAGUUAUGAACAUGGAAAUUGGCAGUAAAACAUAUCUUAUAGAGCGCUUGACUUUGGUCAUCACCCUAGGGACAUAGGAAAAUUAUUAUGUAAAUGGUAUGUUCAUAUGGUCAGCUGUAGUAUUGUAGUUUUAGAAGAUACAUUUAGCAGGUUGUUUCUACUCUUUAUAUAUUUACUGACUUUAUUUUAACUGGGUUACUGAUACACAGAUUUGAACAAUAAAUGUAUGAUGGUAAUAAAGAAGUAUGAACAUUUUGUAAUAGCAAUUUUGUAAAUUGCGUUUUUCAAAUAUUUCAGUGUAUUAAGAUCAUGUGAGAUGCCUUGUUAUAUGACAAUGACAGAUGGAAAUAAAAAAAUUUAUUUGUUUUAAUUUUCUCCACUCUUGAAAAGAGUACUGUUUCAUAUUCUUUAUUAUUUAUGAUAGUUCAGGGCUCUAGUUAGACCAAAAUUUUAGGGAGAAGUCUUCCUCAGCCCACAUUAGGGAGAAGUUUCAAGACUUAGGGAGAAGUGGGUAUACCAACAUUAAAUGUACCCCAGUCUACAUUUUAACAUAAGAAGGGAAGUCCUUGCAAACUAAAGCAUAAAAUAUAAACAAAUAAGAAUAAACUAUUUUUUAUUUUAGAAAUACACAUAUAUAUCCACAACAUAUCUUCUUAAAAACUGACAAAGUCAGAGUAUCAAUAUAUCAUAAGAUUUUCAUAAUUACUUUUAAACAAGAACAUAAUUAUUAUAUGUAUAACAUCUAGUAAAGACUGAACUAAGUGUUAAAAUGAGGUUUUGACAAUUACCAAAAAUUUUCAAAAACAGUAAAAAAAUAUUAAUAUUUACAGCAUCUUACUUUAAAAGGUUUAACUGAUAUCAAGGUGUCAAAUGAUACAAAAAAAUAUAUACACAUAUACAACAUGAUCUAUUUCAGCCUGAAAAAUCAGUUUCAAAAUAAUGUCAAAUGAUACAAAAAAUAUUUACACCAUACAUGUAUAUGCAACAUGUUCUUUUUCAGCCUUAAAAAUCAAAGUGUCAAAAUUUUUAAUGAGCUUUUCAUAAUAACUAAAAUAAUGUCAAAUGAAAACAAAUAUAUAUACACAUAUAUGCAACAUGUUCUAUUUCAGCCUGAAAAAUCAGUGUCAAAUGAGCUUUUCAUAAUAACUUAAAACAUAUACAUAUUUAUACAUCUUCCAUUAGAAUCAACAAAUUCAGUGUUUAUGUUUCUUGUUGAAAAACUUUCAUGCAUGCACAUAACUAGCAGUUUCAUGCAUGUACAUAUGAGCCUCGUCAUGACAAAACCAACAUAAUGGGUUUGCGACCAGCAUGGAUCCAGACCAGCCUGCGCAUACGGGAAGU
Messenger RNA from Ruditapes philippinarum (Manila clam), 8064 nucleotides. Its product is annotated as protein mono-ADP-ribosyltransferase PARP14-like. Lineage: Eukaryota; Metazoa; Mollusca; Bivalvia; Venerida; Veneridae. Gene Ontology annotation, molecular function: transcription corepressor activity; NAD+ poly-ADP-ribosyltransferase activity; RNA binding. The record is from RefSeq and is a predicted model, not a curated record. Gene Ontology annotation, cellular component: nucleus; cytoplasm. Bases 114 to 6722 code for a protein of 2202 amino acids. Gene Ontology annotation, biological process: negative regulation of gene expression. The transcript has 24 exons.